CUGGUCGUCCUGGACUUUGGCAUCGACGUGGGUUGCACAUUUUGAUCGAUUAGCCUGGCGCGUCUACGACUCUCCUCGCGCGUCAUGACUGGCGUAGGCUGGAGGCGGACACCGAGAGGUAGCUGCGGGACUUGUCCGGGCAUAGGCUCAGCUGCUAUCUCUCGUCGUUAAGCGAGCUUCUGAGAUUGGCAAAUUUGCACACCUCCUGUCCUGCGGCGAGCGGAUGAGGGUUGACAUGCAUGCACAGCAAGCAGCAGUGCUAGUAGCAGGGUCAGCGUGCGUAUGCUGAGCAUGUUGUUGAGGACAGGAGAUGCAUGGAGAAGGCCUCACUGCCCGUUGUGAAGCAGCGACGAUCAUGACAUGUCGCGAAAAAGCGCGGCGCUGCCUCCUCGGGUCCUCCAUCGAUGCAUAGGCGAUCGACGCUCGCACAGACCACAUGCAAGGAUGGCUGAUCUCAAGACGGCCGACAUACCCAUGGGCGACAUGGAUAGCAAGGCCAAAGCGGAGGCAGGUGCAAGCAGGGACAGUGGCUCCGAGCAGACAGUGACGGGCUCGGCUUCAAAAGUCGCGGCGGCCAUCAAGGCAGGGGAACCUGUUCAGGGGGCAGUCAAAACGAGUCGCUACCGCAGACUGAUACAGAGCGCCGAGAAGAGCCUGCCGCCCUGGCUCACGAGUCAUCUACGAAGUGAACGGGAUUUGAAGACACUCUUCAGAUGUGCCGUCUCGCUAUGGCUUGCAAUGCUCUUCAACCUCGUCUAUGCUACUCAGCGGACAGCUGGACACGCAGCCUUCCUCUUCCUCAUCGUUGCAAUCCUCGUACCGCCUUCAGACCCAGUCUCCCUGACCUUGCGGAAAACCUUCACGUACGGCACAAUGAUUGCUGCGGCAUGGGCAUAUGGCGUCGUGGGCAUAAGAAUCGCCUGGAUCACUCGCAAAGAGUUCAAGUAUAGUCAAGCUGAGUUCACACAACUCCAAGCCGCUCGUUUCGCCCAGCAAGGCUUGUCUGCUGCCGAGAUAACGAACGCAAUUGGCAUGGCCAUCGUCACUGGAGAAUUCGUGGAACUCGGACCGUCGCUCGUCAUGGCCAUCUGGCUCAGCAUCGGCAUGGCUACGCUCAUGUGGGUCAGGGGCAGGAUAGGCCCAUCUCCUGCCCUAUUUGGCGUCAUCCUGUCGAUGAUUUUGAUCAGUAUUGUCUGCACGCUCGCCCAUUUAUACCCUUAUCCGAAUUAUAUCAUUGGCGAAACCUUCUAUCUUCCGUAUAUCUGGCAAAGCGCAGUCAACCUGGCAUGCUCCCUGCUCAUCUUCCCUGAGCAGCUCGGAGCACAAACUGUACGGCGAAUGAGUGCAGCCUUGUCACCUAUAAGAGCCAUCGCAGCAGACCAAACCGCCAUGCUGGCUACAUCUCCGCUCUGCGAGGAGUGGGACAUCUACAAGCGCAACGAAGGUCGCCUAGCUCAAUCUGGUCAGGCGCUCAUGCAACUGAACGCAACUGAGACGUACGUUCGUCGUGAUAUCGCAUGGAUGCGCAUGAGCCAGAGCGAUGUCAGCAAGAUACUGACCCACUUACGCAUCCUCUCUGCACGGGCUUCGAGCUUUCUGUUCUUCCAGUCGAUGAUUAGCAACAGAUUCGAUAGGCAAGCUGGUGCCAGCGCCACGCAGGAUCAGCAGGUAGCUACAGAGGCCAACUUCAUCAUUCGCCUGCCUAGGUCGCACAACCCCACGCCUGGAACGAGCCAAGAAGAUCUUGGGGAUAUGCAGACUGGCGCGAGCACGCCAGACCCCGCAAUGGCGUCUCAAAAGGCGGAUGAACUGCAUCCCUUCAGCCUACAAAGAUCAGCUCGAAGCGGCCACCAGCAUUCACAUCUCAAUCUGCAUCACCUGGUCGGCAGAUCAGGUGCCUCUUCGCCUCGCAGAUCAAGAGAUCGCAAGCCCAGGCACCGUCCUGUCGGCUUGUUCGAGAGCGCGCAAUAUCAUAUGCUUGCAGAGCGCAUCGGCAAUGCAGACGAUGAGCAUGCGGUCAUAGAAGUCGUCGCGCUCUUGCAUAGCUCGUCUGCCGAUUUGCUCCAUGCCACGGUGGACGCAAUGGAUUCGCUGCUCGCUUUACUUCAACGUGCAGGCGAUUCCGGUAUUACCGAUAUCUUCCGCAAUUCAAACCUCGUCUGGGGUCCAGUAAGCGAGCGAUCGUCGGCUCUUGCCAAACUCGAGACAGCGCUUCACGAAUAUCGCACGAUCAAGCGACUCGAGAUCAUUACGCCCUUUGCGCCCCUCUUCGAUCGUCUGCAUCGGCAUGAUGGGCGUGUGAGGCAGCCCUCGCAUCGCGCCCUCUUCUAUUCGAUGCAAUAUCAAUGGGCCUUGAUGCAAUUCGCCGACAAGGUCAGAGCGCUUGUCAGUGAGCUUGUCGAGAUACAGAAGCGAAGGCCGACGAAGCGCCUGUGGGCGCCUGUUGAUUGGCCCUUCUCUGGUCUCUUCUCGAGCGCAGGGGAGACGUAUGCGGACGAGGACCCGGAUAGGGUGCCGGGUCUCGUGGACUAUGGCUAUACAUCUGCUCGCGAUCCGGACGUCAUUCUUGGCGGUCGAUCAAUGAAGCUGGGCAUCUUCUUGCACAAGGCCAGCACUUUCGUCAAGCGAACAGACAUCCUGUUCGCGAUCAAGUCAGCUGUGCUCAUUGGGCUCGUCUCUCUACCUUGUUUUCUGCGCUCAUCGGCAGGCUUCUUCUACCGUGCGCGCGGCAUCUGGGCCGUCUUGAUGGUCGGACUGGCCAGCACCGAGUUCGUCGGACAGACUGUGUUCAAUUUCGUCUACCGAAUCGCUUGCAGCAUCGUUGGCGCGGUGGUCGGCCUCGUGAUAUGGUACAUCGCAGCCGGCAACGGCGAUGGCAACGCUUACGCUCUGGGCGUCGUAUGGGCUAUUGUCGUGCUACCUAUCAUGGCGAUCCGACUGUACUACCCUGCAGUCAUCAACAGCAUAAUCGCUGGAAUCACCGCUAUCCUCGUCGUCGGAUACUCGUGGCAAGAUACGCACUAUCCCUCUGUGGGCCAAGAGACUGGCCACGGCUGGGAAGCCGCCUGGAAACGAUGUGUACUCGUGAUUGUCGGCGUCACGGCAGCUUUCUUGGCAGCUUUUCUCCCGCCACAUACAUCCAACAAGAAGACCCUGCGCAUCGUGCACGCGCGCAGCCUACAAUCAACAGGCGUCCUCUUCUGUCAAAUAAUCAGUUUUGCAAACAUCAAGCAAGGCAAGUCUACGACAGUUCCGAAGUCUAUCGCGAAGAACUGGCUCGCAUUGCGCACCCGUUUGCGCAUGACUGCGAUGCAGCUUCCUUUUGUCAGUUUCGAGUACAAUCUUCGCGGGCGAUGGCCGAAGGAACGAUAUCAGAGAUUGCUCAGUUUGCAGCUAGAGAUGGUCGACAUUCUGUCCCAACUGGCCAGCGUCAUCGCUGAGCUCGACACAGAGUGGACGCGGGCAUUACUAGCACGGACGCGUCUGGGCGAUCCUGAGUUCAUUGGCGAGCUCGAAUCGGCACUUCACAUGGCUCAUGUCGCUCUCCGAUACGCGACACCCCUGCCGCGGUACUGGACGCCGUUAGCAACUCGUCUGUUAGACCAUCAGUAUGGCUACAAGCUCGUGCUCGACGACGAUACGGAAUCGCGUCUCCCUCACACAAUCAACUUGGAUGUCGUGUACAGUGAGGAUUAUCUCAAGUUCUGCACAGCGACGACCCUCGCUUGGAACUUUGUCAAUCGUGUCGAUCGUAUGGUCUACACCGUCAAAGAGCUCGUAGGCGAAGAUUUUGCUCUGCAUCUGCGCGGCGAUGGUUUCACCUCCAAAGAGCACUUACUGCAUGCGGAAUCUAUCGACGAUCAAGAGCCUCCUUCAUCAUCAGGUGUAAUAUGAUGUUGCCACCAUGUAUGCAUGCCACACCAGUGUAAUACUCCAGA
Mixia osmundae IAM 14324 is the source of this 3938-nucleotide messenger RNA. RefSeq lists its product as uncharacterized. The transcript is spliced from 3 exons. The record is from RefSeq and is a predicted model, not a curated record. The coding region runs from base 445 to 3894 and encodes 1149 amino acids. Lineage: Eukaryota; Fungi; Basidiomycota; Mixiomycetes; Mixiales; Mixiaceae.